AUGGAUACCUUUCUUACUGCCCCCCGAAUUUGUUGGUGGCGGGCACUGUUUAUUAUGAGCAUCUUCCAGGACUAUUUGGGCUCUCUGCUGGACUGCCCGCCGACCUGCACUUGUUCCACUACCGAGAUCUAUUGCAAUAAGUCUGACCAUGGGAAAUUCUUUCCCCUGCUCGCGCCUCAGGAUACGAGCGAUGGAAAUACCACUAACAGCAUCCCAGAUCUCUUUGAGAACAUCUCCUCCAUACACAUUGAGAACUGGACUGGACUGCAGACGCUGAGAGAUAUGGAUAUGGAGCUAUACACUGGACUGCAGAGAUUGACCAUCGUGAACUGUAAUCUGAGGGGGAUACAGUCCAGGGCUUUUGCUCAGAAUCCUCAGCUUCACUACAUAAACUUAUCUAAGAACCCUCUAGCGACACUCUCCUGGCAGCUUUUCCAGAAUCUGCAACUUUUUGAGCUGAGGCUGGAGGGAGUUGUGUUCGACUGCGGUUGUGAUAUUCGUUGGAUUCAGCUCUGGCAACAGAGGGGCGAAGCUGGUCUCCAUAACCAGCAGCUCUUUUGUAACGACGGCUACUCCAAGAUCCCGCUGCAGCUCAUGAACAUCUCUAACUGUGAUUUGCCGGAAAUCAGUGUGUCCCACAGCAACCUCACUGUCACGGAGGGUGACAGGGUUUCCAUUACCUGUAACGGAUCUGGCUCUCCCCUUCCGGAUGUCGACUGGAGAGUAUCAGGCCUUCACUCUAUCAACACACACCAGUCCGUCAUGCACUGGCCCAGUAGCGUCCACACCGCAAAUCUGACCCUGGUCAAUAUCAGCCGCGACGACAAUAGCUUUGUAUUGAAUUGUAUCGCGGAGAACGUGGUGGGGAUGACAAACGCUUCCAUACAGCUCUCUGUGCAGUUCCCUCCCAUGAUUAUGAAGUUUGAGGAACCUGAAAAAUGGCACGAUACGUGUAUGCUGUUCACGGUGCGAGGACACCCACUCCCCACGCUGAACUUUUACUACAACGGCAAGGCCAUUCCACAGAGCGAGUACAUCCGCAGUGAGAUGGAAAUCUACCAAGACAACCUGGAGGGCUGCCUCACCUUCAAAAACCCCACCCAUCACAACAACGGCAAUUACACUCUAGAAGCCACCAACUUCCUGGGCGUAGCCACCAAAACAGUGUUCGCCCACUUCCUGAACGCGCCCUUUACUGGUAGGUGUCUGUCUGAUCGUUUAGAGCAGCCAGUGAGCCCAACACCGACCAUCUCAGAGAAUCUCCGUCCAGAAGAGGACACAUUUGGGGUGUCCAUCGCGGUGGGCUUGGCCGGUUUCGCCUGCGUUCUGCUCCUCGUCAUGUUCGUGCUAAUUAACAAAUAUGGCAGACGGUCCAAAUUCGGCAUGAAAGGACCCGUGGCAGUCAUCAGCGGAGAGGAGGAUUCGGCCAGUCCCCUUCAUCAUGUUAAUCAUGGCAUCAUAACUCCGUGUACGCUGGAUGCAGGUCCGGAUGCUGUGGUGAUCGGAAUGACUCGCAUCCCGGUGAUCGAGAAUCCGCAGUACUUCCGUCACGGUCACACCUGCAACAAGCCCACCACAUACGUGCAGCACAUUAAGCGGCGGGACAUCAUUCUGAAGCGAGAGCUUGGUGAAGGGGCCUUUGGGAAGGUCUUCCUGGCAGAGUGUUAUAACCUUAGUCCCACCAAGGACAAGAUGCUGGUGGCUGUCAAGACGCUUAAGGACCCGACGCUCGCGGCAAGAAAGGAUUUCCAGCGGGAGGCGGAGCUGCUAACUAACCUGCAGCAUGAGCACAUAGUGAAGUUCUACGGCGUGUGUGUAGACGGGGAUCCUCUAAUUAUGGUCUUUGAGUACAUGAAGCACGGUGACCUUAACAAGUUCCUCAGAGCCCAUGGGCCCGAUGCCAUGAUCCUGGUUGACGGACAGCCGUUGCAGUCCAAUGGAGAGCUGGGCCUGUCCCAGAUGCUGCAUAUUGCCACUCAGAUUGCAGCAGGGAUGGUGUAUCUGGCCUCUCAGCACUUUGUGCACCGUGAUCUGGCCACACGCAACUGUCUAGUGGGCAAUGGACUGCUGGUGAAGAUUGGAGACUUUGGAAUGUCAAGAGACAUCUACAGCACUGACUACUACAGGGUUGGAGGACACACCAUGCUGCCCAUUCGCUGGAUGCCUCCAGAGAGCAUCAUGUACAGGAAGUUCUCCACGGAGAGCGACGUGUGGAGUUUUGGUGUUAUUCUCUGGGAGAUUUUCACCUAUGGAAAGCAACCAUGGUUUCAGUUGGCCAACAAUGAGGUGAUUGAAUGUAUAACUCAAGGUCGUGUUCUGGAGAGGCCACGGCUUUGUCCCAAGGAAGUGUACGACAUCAUGCUCGGCUGCUGGCAAAGGGAGCCACAACAGCGACUGAACAUCAAAGACAUCCAGAAAAUCCUCUAUGCCUUGGGUAAAGCCACGCCUGUCUACCUGGACAUCCUGGGUUAG
Messenger RNA from Chanos chanos (milkfish), 2472 nucleotides. RefSeq names its product neurotrophic tyrosine kinase, receptor, type 3a (gene ntrk3a). The transcript is spliced from 16 exons. Gene Ontology annotation, biological process: cellular response to nerve growth factor stimulus; multicellular organism development; cell surface receptor protein tyrosine kinase signaling pathway. The record is from RefSeq and is a predicted model, not a curated record. Gene Ontology annotation, cellular component: axon; plasma membrane; signaling receptor complex. The coding region runs from base 1 to 2472 and encodes 823 amino acids. Gene Ontology annotation, molecular function: ATP binding; neurotrophin receptor activity; transmembrane receptor protein tyrosine kinase activity. NCBI's taxonomy places the organism in Eukaryota, Metazoa, Chordata, Actinopteri, Gonorynchiformes, Chanidae.